Nanorana parkeri is the source of this 1041-nucleotide messenger RNA. RefSeq names its product olfactory receptor 1G1-like. Gene Ontology annotation, cellular component: membrane. Gene Ontology annotation, molecular function: olfactory receptor activity; G protein-coupled receptor activity. The record is from RefSeq and is a predicted model, not a curated record. The coding region runs from base 1 to 1041 and encodes 346 amino acids. NCBI's taxonomy places the organism in Eukaryota, Metazoa, Chordata, Amphibia, Anura, Dicroglossidae. The transcript has 2 exons. Gene Ontology annotation, biological process: G protein-coupled receptor signaling pathway.
AUGACGAAUGAAAACGAAUGCAAAUUUCCGAAAAUGAAAUUUCGGAUGCAAUUCGUCACCGGUAGUCUGUACGAAUUUUCGUUUGUCGAUGGAUUUUCGCUGCAGCAAAAAGGCAUGAAUUUCAGCAAAAAUCCAGAAUUUAUCCUCGUUGGAUUAUCGGAUCUUCCAGAGCAACAAACAUUACUUUUUGUAGUGUUUCUAAUUAUGUAUCUCCUUAGUGUUCUGGGUAAUUUGACUAUCAUUCUCUUGAUCCAGACUGACAUUCACCUCCAGACUCCCAUGUACUUCUUCUUGGGCAACUUGUCUUUCGUUGACAUGUGUUACACCUCAACCAUUGUCCCAAAGAUGCUGGUUCGCAUUCAAUCAAAGAAUAAGACUAUCACACUGCUGGACUGUAUUUCACAGCUGUACUUCUUCAUGUGCUUCGCAUGCACUGAGUGCAUCUUUCUGGCGGUAAUGGCGUACGACCGAUUUGUGGCUGUGUGCUCCCCACUGCAUUACACCACCAUCAUCAACCGAAAGGUAUGCAUUCUUCUUGUCAUUAGUUCAUGGUUGGCUUCGGCUUUGCAUUCACUCCUACACAGCUUGAUGGUGUCCAGCUUGAGUUUUUGUGGUGUCAAUAAGAUCCAUCACUUCUUUUGCGACAUAGGCCCCUUGUUGCAGUUGGCCUGCUCCGACAUUUCCCUCAACAAGCUUUUGAUCUACACGGAAGGUGGCCUGCCUGUUUUAAUUCCGUUUAUCAUCAUCUUGUACUCCUAUUGCUGCAUAAUCUCCUCCAUUCUUAAAAUCCGCUCCGCAGACGGCCGGCACAAAGCCUUUUCCACCUGUUCUUCUCAUCUAACGCUGGUCAUCUUGUUUUAUGGGACCAUCGCCUUUAUGUACUUGCGUCCGUCUUCCUUCAAUUCUGUAAAUUAUGAUAAAGUUCUGUCUGUGAUCUACACUGUCGUGGCCCCUAUGAUCAACCCCUUCAUCUACUCCCUGAGAAAUAAGGAGGUGAAAGGGGCCAUGAAAAAGUUAUUCAUCAAGCAAAAACAUAUCUAA